AUGACAUUUCACUUUUGCAGGCAAAUGGCGGAAAAGAUAAAUAUGUGUAGUACGAGUGAAAGGAAAGGAGCCGACAAUAAGAAGUCGGAUGUCAAAGACAAACCGCAGUAUGCUCAAGGUCAUAAGGUAUGAAAAACUUCUAGCCUUGCCACCUGGCCGGUAGUCUGCCUUCUCGUGAUCGUUUUCCUUUGCUCCUUUUCAGGAGAAAAAAAUGUUAUUUAGGGUACACGUUAAGUUACGGGCUUCGUCACUUCUUGUUUUUUGGUUUACUUUUUUCUGUUUUUGUCGACUAAUAAGAUUUCGACGAGAAUGGUUUUUAUGUACUUCCUGUUUGUUACUAUUUAGUUUUUCUUCCUCUUAUAUACUGUAAACAUUUGUGCAUACUACCAUUACCCUUCCUCCUUGAAAAGGGGGGAAGCAAGACGAAGGCUGGCAGUGUAUAUAUUUUUAAAACUGCAACCAUAUUUACAAGUUAUAGCCCCAAGUUAUCAAUAUAACGUUUAAAAACGUAAUAUAGAAUCAUGAUCACGUCGGUAUUCCACGACACACAUUUUAAACUGAGCAGUUCUUUUCACGAUGUCUUACUUUCGUCCUUUAGGAUAUAGCAAACAGUCAGGGUAGAAUAUUGAUCUACCCAGCUGAGUUUGAUGCAGAAAACGAAAAGGAAUAUUUAAACUUCCAGCGUUGGUGCAAAGAGGAUGGCAGGGAUAUGCCAUCGUGGCCGCCUGAAGAGGAAACCCCUGAAGAAGAAGAAAAAAAGAGCCAAAGAGACGAAGAAACCGACGAGGACAGCGACGACGAAAGUGACGACAGCUAUGACUGGUACCCAGAAUAUCCAGAACAGUAUAAAGUCACAAGCGAUCCAAUACCUGCUGAAGCAACCAUGAGUCGUCCGAUCGCCUACCUGUUGUUUAGAGACAGAGCCGAGCUUUUGUUUCAAGGCAUCACGAAAGCUAUGUCGUCGGUCAAAAAAUCUACAAAAUUAAGCCCCUUACAGGAAGCAGUUUUGAAGAACAUUAAGGAAAACAGAAAAUUGCCUCGCACUGCGUUGUCGCUUGAGAAAACUAGCUUUCUGGUUCGUGUUUCUGUUCUACGGUCAUCUGUGCCUGUUUACCGAGACAUUAGGGUCCCAUCAAAUAUGAAUCUCCGCAUGUUCCAAACCCGCGUUCUGUGUCCUGUCUUCGACUGGGAUUCAAAGUUGAUACCUUUAAAAUACAUAUACUACCUCCCACAUACCUGCUAUCCCUCUGGGCGCCGACCCUUGUCAAACUUCAAAGACAUUGUGUUCACAACACCCUAUCAAGACGAUUUCACUGGGAUGAUGAUGACAUUCAACCAGGAAGCCACUGAUGCGGAAGUCAUUGACGAUAGGGAUGUUUGCCUCGUAGACUUUUUGCAGGAGCCCGGGCACACUUUAUACUACCAGCAUAACCUUGCAAUACCCUUAACGUUACAGCUCAAACUUUUGCAAGUUGGCCAAGAGGAUACUGUGGAGCUUAUUGGAGGGACGGGCAUCAGUCCACCUGAGAGUCAUUUGGCAACGGAUGGCCCAUUUGACCAAGAAAUACUUGGAAUUGAUGCUUUCAAUCUUGCUAUCAAAUGGCUACAAUCCGUCUCUAUCCACGAGAGCUACAAGAGGGAAGGCAUGCGCCUGUUGCAGAUCCAACUGAAAGACUCAAAGACGUUUGACCCGACAAAAUUUGAUCUACCUGGUACGCGCGAAAGACUUAAUCGAUCAAUUCGUCAUUCUACUGCAAGGACCCACUUACCAAUCACGACAGGACAAUCAAUGGCCGUGAUGUUUUCAGAUGACCCAACAGCCAUUAGGAAUCUCCCAAAAGUAAAUUUUUUGGGAAUGUGUAAAACAUGCCUGAAAGAGAACGUCAAAUUGCUAAAAUGUGGACGUUGUAAAAGCGUGUUUUACUGCUCAAAAGACUGCCAGAAAAAAGACUGGAAGUCUCAUAAAGCAGUGUGUGCCGUUGCGUACCAUAAAUAA
Porites lobata is the source of this 1996-nucleotide messenger RNA. Lineage: Eukaryota; Metazoa; Cnidaria; Anthozoa; Scleractinia; Poritidae. The record is from the annotation of a GenBank genome assembly.